This is a messenger RNA of Diachasma alloeum, 1252 nucleotides long. Its product is annotated as venom allergen 5. Lineage: Eukaryota; Metazoa; Arthropoda; Insecta; Hymenoptera; Braconidae. The record is from RefSeq and is a predicted model, not a curated record. Gene Ontology annotation, cellular component: extracellular region. The coding region runs from base 77 to 781 and encodes 234 amino acids. The transcript is spliced from 7 exons.
GAUACGAGUCACAUCCCAGUCACUCAUCCGAUAAUUGACCGAGACAAAAUCGUUAGUGAAUUAAAAUCGGGAAAUCAUGAUUUCAAUCAUCAGCAAAUGGAUUAUCUGCCUGUGCCUCAUCGGGGCACCACUGCCCAUCUCGUCGUCGUGCGCGGGAAAAACUGUACUGAGAACUGGGAGUUUAUCCUGCCAGGAUAAGCAAACAAUUCUUGACGAGCACAAUCGUUUACGCCAACUCGUUGCACUGGGCCAGAUACACGGACAGCCGAGCGCUGCGAAUAUGAUGGAAAUGGUCUGGGAUGAUGAACUCGCGACCAUGGCGCAGAGAUGGGCAGACAGUUGCGCUGAGAAUCAUGAUGCAACUCGGAAUGUCCGGAGAUUCGCGGUAGGACAGAACAUUGCUCGCACGUGGACAACGAGGCCCCCGGGGCCCUACGAUGCCGAGCCCAAUUGGCGGCGACAAAUAUCCGGGUGGUUUAACGAGGUGCAACACUAUCAAACUGGCUACAGUAGAGCCACGGGCCAUUACACCCAGGUGGUGUGGGGUGACACGUUUGCAGUGGGUUGUGGCUAUUCCUUCUACUACGAUCCAGCGCGUGGAUAUACCAAGAAUUACGUCUGUAACUAUGGACCUAGUGGGAAUUUGCUGGGUUAUCAGCCUUAUCAAUUUGGACAGCCUUCGUGCAACAGCUAUGGAAUGACCUAUUCGAAUCGAUAUGCUGGGCUGUGCUCUCGCGGAGGUUAUUACCAUCUCGGUGCACUGUGCGCUUACGCUUACUGAGAUGAGCCCCCAAUGUGCCACCCCAUAGUCAACAUUGAAAUUCUUCAUUUUAGUCUUGAGUGAGAGAAGUGCAGAAAGUGAGACACGAAGAAGAAAAAUAGAAAAUAUAAAUGAAGAAAUGAGCGCAUCAUUUAUAUACUCAUCGCUUCGCUGGAAACUAGUCUAGGACUACGUAAAUUGCUCCCACGAGUUUUUCCCUCGAGUCGAGAGUUUUUCAGGCUUGAAGUUUCUUGUGGAGAUACUGAAAAGCCUCGUUGUCACUGGGGAACUACUGUCUCUCGUGUCCCGCCCGGGGGCAUCCUCGCGAGGCUCACGGCCACCACAGGAGAAUUUUUUUCUAGUUUAAAUUGUUGGAAUGACGCUGGUGUAAAUAUCUGCGGUGAUGUUAGGCCAGGGCCAUUCCAACUUGGGCGAUAGAUUCGGGAUUUCGGAUGCUUCUCUAGUCUAUUAGGUAGGAAAUUACUAGUUUAA